AUGAGUCAAAAUCAAGUAAACAUAAAAAAGGAUGAGCAUAAAAAGAAAGAAAAAGAAAAAGAUGGGCAAAAGAAAAGUCCUGAAAAAAACAUGUCGGAGAUAGAUGAACACAUUCUAAAGAGGUUUGAUAUAAAAAAGCGACUUGGCAAAGGCGCUUAUGGGAUCGUUUGGAAGGCAGUUGAUAAAAAAAGUAAAGACGUUGUGGCUAUUAAAAAAAUAUUCGAUGCGUUCCGAAACCAAACAGACGCCCAAAGGACCUUCAGGGAAAUAAUAUUUUUGCAAUCGUUCAGAAAUCAUCCGAAUAUAGUAAAACUUCAUAGCAUUCACAGGGCCACAAACAACCGCGAUAUCUACCUCGGCUUUGAGUACAUGGAGACAGAUCUACACAACGUGAUCAAACGCGGCAACAUACUGAAGGAUGUGCACAAACGAUACAUUAUGUACCAGAUGUUGAAAGCGACUAAGUACAUACACUCUGGUAAUGUGAUACAUAGGGAUCAGAAGCCGAGUAAUGUGCUUAUUGAUAGUGCCUGCAGGGUAAAGCUUGCGGACUUCGGUCUGGCACGAUCUGUGUCAUCCAUGUAUUCCGGGGGAGAGGAGGGAGCGGACCCUUGCCUGACUGACUACGUCGCGACGCGUUGGUACCGGGCACCGGAAAUACUCAUUGCCAGUAAGAACUACACAAAAGGCAUAGACAUGUGGUCGCUGGGUUGUAUCCUGGGCGAAAUGUUAACGGGUUCUCCGCUCUUCCCGGGAACGUCCACCGUCAAUCAAAUUGAGAGAAUCAUGGCUGCUCUACCAAGGCCCUCGUCGGAAGACAUAGCAGCGGUAUGCACCGGCUACGGCUCCUCGCUCAUACGCGAGCAAGCGUCGUCUAAAGCGGGUGUGACGUCACUCUACAGCAUGCUGGCCUGCGCGCCUCGUGACGCGUCUGACUUGGUUCAGCAGUUACUGGUGUUCAACCCGGCGAAGCGACUCAGCGCUGAGAAAGCGUUGCACCAUGAAUAUGUGGCGAAAUUCCAUAGAGAGCGAGACGAACCAACGCUGCCUUCCGAUGUGCUGCUCCCACUGAGAGACGACAAGCAAAUGUCGGUAGACGACUAUAGGAACAAAUUAUAUAGCAUCAUGGCCAAAGGCUUCCAGAAUAGUCCGCAGUUGAAGAAAAGUCAUUCUAGCAUAAAAACACACACGCUGACAACACCCAUAAAAAGCAAGAGUUUCCAAGAGCAUUCGGACAUCAAGCAGCACAAGACAAAACUGACGUCAUCAGCGGACACUAAAAGCAGACCAAAGCUGUCCAAAACCCUGGACAGACCGGUCAAAGAAUUUAGAUCGUACCAAACUAUAUCCGAGAAGGAGAAGAUUGCGAAACCGGUUAGGGCGACGAGGCUGUUCGAGCACCAGGAUUGGUUGGGUGCGAAUUGCAGGGGCGAUUACUUGGAUUUCUUUCAACCAGUGCGGCAGAGUCCGUCGGAUUCGAAGAAACACCUUCAGCAAAGAAGGAAUUCCACGUCGUUCUCGACAAUCACCAUCGGGGAGUCUGAGCUGGAUUACGGGAAGAAUUCUAGACAUGGAGUGAUCACGGCAAGCGCUUUGAUGGACCUCAGGACUAGCAUACGGUAGUUUGGUCGA
This is a messenger RNA of Zerene cesonia (dogface butterfly), 1632 nucleotides long. RefSeq names its product mitogen-activated protein kinase 15 (gene Erk7). Lineage: Eukaryota; Metazoa; Arthropoda; Insecta; Lepidoptera; Pieridae. Gene Ontology annotation, cellular component: nucleus; cytoplasm. The record is from RefSeq and is a predicted model, not a curated record. Bases 1 to 1623 code for a protein of 540 amino acids. Gene Ontology annotation, molecular function: ATP binding; MAP kinase activity. Gene Ontology annotation, biological process: protein phosphorylation; intracellular signal transduction. The transcript has 8 exons.